Molecule: messenger RNA, 3995 nt
Organism: Malurus melanocephalus (red-backed fairy wren)
Lineage: Eukaryota; Metazoa; Chordata; Aves; Passeriformes; Maluridae
Exons: 11
Source: RefSeq, a predicted model, not a curated record
CCAGCCGUCUGGUUUCCUAGGAAACAAAAUCUUGGCUAGAAAUAGUGAAUCAUUUCCAGGUCACUUUCAACAUGGAGAGUGGAGCAGGGAAGCACUGGACUGAGGAGGAGGUUAAAGCCUUGCUAAGCGUCUGGUCAGAAAAAAAUAUCAGAAAGCAACUGCACGGCACCCUGAGGAAUAAAGGAAUAUUUAUCUACAUUGCUAAAAGGUUACAGGAGUUGGGAGUGUGCAGGGACUGGAAACAGUGCCGUGCAAAGUACAAAAACCUGAAGUACGAAUACAGAACGGUUAAAUAUGCCCACAACUCUGGGGAUGUCACUAAAACCAUGAAGUUUUUCCAUGAUCUGGAUGCCAUAUUGCGAUAUGAGCCUGUCACACAAUUAGCAGCAGAAGAAAACGGCAGGUGUUCUGCGACUGAGACGCAGCCGAACACAAGCCCCACAACAGACAGCACGCAAGGUGAAAUAGCAGUUUCUUUAGAAGAUGAGGAGGAUGCUCCAGAAGAUCCACUACUUUUUAUGUCUCAUGCCAGACCAGUUACUCUAGGUAAUCCAGCGCCAGCAGUAGAGGCUUCCAGACCACCGACUUUUAUUCCUACAGUAGCAAAUGAAGGAGGGAAACACUGGACUGUUAAUGAAGUCAGAGCCUUGAUACGCAUAUGGUCAGACAAAAAUAUCCAGCAACAACUGGAGGGGACAGUGAGAAAUAAAAGAAUAUUUGAACAGGUUGCUGCUAGACUUCAAAAGUUUGGAAUUGACAGAGACUGGAAGCAGUGCAGGACAAAAUACAAAAAUCUGAAACAUGAAUACAAGAGUGUAAAAAGUGCCCAAGACUCAGGGAGUACGACUAAAAGUAUGAAAUUUUUUAAUGAACUGGAUGCUAUUCUGGGGCACUGCACCAUGGAACAAGCAAAUAAAUCAGAUAAUGAUGAAAGUGAGAGGCCUCCAGAAUGGACAGAAGCAAAAUCAGAAAAGGAUUCCAUAGAAAUGCCUGGAGACACAGGUGAAGAGGACUCUGUUAGUAAUAUAUCAGAAGACUUACAGGUUGCAGAUAUAAAGAAAAUUCCUGAUUCAGAUGAUGUUACUGUAAAUACUACUCCAGAGGAUCGGGCAGCUCUGCAUAUAACAAAAGAAACAGCUAUGACAAAAAUCCUUGAAGAUGAGGGGGACUUUGCCAACUCCACCCCAGGAGCUCUGGAAGCCACACAAAUAAAGAAAGAGACUAUUGAUAUAGAUGAUGAUUCUAUAAGCACUACCUCAGAAGAGAGAUCUUGUACACCAGUAGCAAAACGGAUGGUUGGGACAGACAAUCACAUUCCCUUGGAAGAAGCACAAAAUCACUUUAAAGUUAUUACAGUUAAUGAUACUGGAGCAGGAAAACACUGGAGUGAUAAUGAAGUUAGGGCUCUGAUAAACAUAUGGUCAGAUGAAAAGAUACAACAAAUGCUUGAAGGGGCCACAAGAAAUAAAGAAAUAUUUGAGGAAAUUGCCAGAAGGUUAAUGAAACGUGGUAUAGACAGAGACUGGAAACAAUGUCGCACAAAGUACAAGAACCUAAAAUAUGAAUACCGUGCACUGCAGAAAGAAAAUGAGCAUCUUGGAAAUCCCAGGAGAAAAAUGCGAUUCUAUGAUGAAGUUGACUGUAUCUUAAGAAGACAACCUCUGGGAACCUCAGGCUGGGGAUGUGAAAGUUCAAGUGUCCUAUCAGUUUCAGUGGGAGAUGCUACAGCAAACACAGGAUCUUUGAGUAUCAAGAGAAAAACAUGGAAUGAUGAGGUGUCACCUGUUCCACUUAAGAAAAGUGCUUCUGAAAAUACCAUUCUCCACUUCCAAAAGCUAUUAACAGAGAGAGUGCACACAGUAACAGAAGGCAAAAAGUUACUGUUAGAAAGGCUUUGUAAACAGGAAGAAAUGCAAGACCUCAACAGAACACAGCUGUAUGCUGAUCCAUCAGCUAUACAACAGUGUGACUGUCCUUCCUGAAGAAAUAGUAACCUAAGGGAAGCAGUUAGCACUGCAGAGGYGACAAACUUCACUUUAAAUUCGAUAUGAUGCAGAAGGAUCCAAAUCUAUCCAAACCUUGCUGUCAUUCAGUACAAUGCCCCCCCCAAACCAUUUCUCUCCUUCCAGAAAAUAAAAAAUAAAGACUUUAAUUCACUAAAAUCAGCAGACCUUUCAAGAAUACGKAUCUGUUUUUAAAUGUUCAUGUUCAAGUGAGAAAAGCAUGAAAGCACUGGGGCAAAGGACUCGCUGAAUUCCAAGCAGUUCACAGCAGAGAACUGCAGAGCACAUUUGCAGUCUUUACUUGGAAAUUGUUGAUGUCAACACUAGGUGGUAGACAUGAAGCAAGAACUGACAAAAAAAAAAAAAAGAACACAAGUGUGCUUAGAUUCCAAGUAAAGGGUUUUUUUCCUUCAGGAAAGCUUCCAGAGAUCAGGAUUUAUCUGACAAACAAAUGACCAAAGAAGAUGGACUUCCCUUUGUGGGGGAUUCCACUUCUAUUCAGCUUUGAGACAGCAAUGCACAAAUUGCUUUUUAAAAUUGUUUUGUCAGAAGGCUGUCUGCUGCCAUGUUGUUCAUUGUAUUUUUAUAUCCACUGAAGCUUUUUCUGUGUCUCUGCUGUCUGUGAUCACAGCUGUACAUUUAUUGGUUACAYAAUAUAGAGUCCACACUUAAGGGCCAGUUAAAUGGAACUUGGGACACCAUCUGACACAUACUAAAUGUUGUUAUGUUAGGUUGUGUGUAGGGCACUACCACAGGACKGCAGAGGCUUGGGAGGAGAGCCUUUCUUAGAAGAGAGCCUUUCUGAUCCUCAGCAGAAAAGGCCAGACCAAGUAGCUGAUCCUGGGAAUCUUAAUAUAAAUUACAUCAUGAAAACAUUCCAGCUUAAUAAUCAAAACCAAGUAAUGAUGGCAAGAGCAUCAAUCCUAUAAAUAACAGAUUUUUGGUCUUCUCCCUCCUGAAAUAUCUGCAUUAUUGCCAGAGGACCAUUACGAUUAGUGUGAGGGCAAAUCUGUCUCCUCCCCAGUUUGCAAAUAGCAAUACUAAAAUUUUUGACUUGUAGAGACAAAUGGAACUAUUACCACUCUGACCUACAUUAAAAACCUUCAUUCUUCUCUAAAGCACRCUCAUUCACUAAGAUGAAUGGGUCACUUCACACAUCAUUGAUAGGGCUCUUACUCUGGAAAUUCCUCUGAAUGCCCUUUUAGAUUAUUGAGAAACUGGCCAAAGGCAUUUAGAAUGCUCUUCAGGAAGCAGAAAUGCUUGCACUGAUGGUGGAUCCMCAAGCACCAUCAGCAUCACUGGCUUUAAAACCUCUGCCUUCAGAGUCAUCCUUUGUUUCUUAUGCAGCAAGGUCUUUGUGAUGGAACAAGCAUCCAUAAGGCCAAGGGGCUACCCAACUGACAGAACUGAUUUAAAUUAAAACAAACAUAAUAAAAAGCCCCUCCAAACAAYCCUGCUUUAUUUAAAUGGCAAUGGUAGUGUAAGACAUGGCACACAGUGAAGCCAGGACAGUUUGUAUGAACUAAACUAUCCAGUCUGAACAUAGGUUGCUGCAUACAACCUCCCUCCAUGCAUGAGGCUUGAAUUUAAGGUAUGGGCAGACAAGCCAACCAAGCAAUCCUGUGAAAAUUACUGGAGAGCUAUAUGCCUACAUGGAUGCCUUAUCUACUUUGAUGCCAAAGUGAAGAAGAAUGAACAGUCUCACACCAGCUCUCUAGUUGGGUCAAUGUAAUGGGAAGUCUGUUGGCCACAAUAAACAUAAUGGCUGCCUCUGAAAUGUCCUCUUGUAUCUGGUUUGGCACCACUUUCCUCCUGUUUUUUCCUCUCCUUCUUACAUGAUCUCAUUCCAGCUAGUUACUCCAYAUCCAGAGAUAAGAGCUUAGACCAAACUACAUUAUGUGACAUGUACAUUGAAAUKAUUUCAACUUGGCUUCUCUUCACUUUCCCAAAAAUGAGUGUGCAGGAGCUUGAGCCCUGCAGGAUGUUUUGUAA